Seminavis robusta is the source of this 909-nucleotide messenger RNA. NCBI's taxonomy places the organism in Eukaryota, Bacillariophyta, Bacillariophyceae, Naviculales, Naviculaceae. The record is from the annotation of a GenBank genome assembly.
AUGACCAAGACUGUUUCCUUGUGCACCGAGUGGACCGAGCCUGAUAUUUACGGUCAGGUUCAUCCUGUCGAAACCCCCGCCUUGCUGGACGAGGCAAUCGAGGAGUUUGACCGGCAAGUCCUCGUCUUGCUGGAAGAAGAAGAAGAAGACAACACUGCGAAAACGGUGGUCCACUUGCGGCAGGCCCAAGAGAAAUGUCCUGAGUUGCUGACACGAGACUUCAAAUUGAUGUUUCUUCGAUGCGAUUGUUUUCGGGUGCCGGAUGCUGUAAAGCGCUUUGCCAAGUUUUGGGACAUGAAAGUCGAUUUCUUUGGCAGCACUCGUGCUUGGCAGCCCAUUUCCAUGGACUUGCUCGAAGAACAAGACCAAGUGCCCUUGCAGCAACUAAAACUAGUGCGAUUACUGCCUCAGAAAGAUCCCACUGGUCGGCAAAUUCUCUUUAUGCAAGCCAACCGACAGCAUUGGGAUCAAAUGACACCGUCCAGUGCCGCACGCGCCGUUGCCUAUGUCGUCAUGGCCGCCUUGCAAGACGACGUUGUCACGCAGUGCAAAGGACUGGUCGUCAUGAUGUACUUGAAGGGAGAAACAUCCAGUCAAUUCAAUCGAAAAUUCAUUGCGCUCUUGCUGCAGGCCAUCAAAGGGGCCAUUCCCGUGCGACUCUCGGCGGCGCAUCAAAUUCAUCCCCAAAUCUUUUUGCGGCUCAUUUGGCCCAUGCUCAAACUCCUACUCGACAAGCGCAUGAUGGCACGCCUUCCCAUUUUCGCGGGUGACACGGAACAAGUAUUGGCAGCAUUGAGCAAGUACGGAUAUUCCAAGAGCAUGCUUCCCACCGAAAUGGGUGGAGAUGUCGAACUCGAUGACUAUUUUGAUGAAUGGUUGGAACAACGACGUCAAAUCGAAGGAAAAUAA